AAUGUUAUAAAUGUUAAAAAUACAAAACAGCUCAGUAAUAUUGAGACAGUUCCUCAUAGUUUUAAAGUACUUUAACUUAUAUUUACAUAUAUGCAUUAUAGUGAACAUACAUACAUAAUCAUGAAAGAAGCUGGCUUUAGUCCCAAAUGGAAUGUUGUUGGUAAAAGUCAUAAAACUGAUUCAUCGUAAAAAUAAUAGAUAAUAGUGUGUACUUUCUAUUUACGUACAUAAAACGUGAUGACCUCAAAUAUUUCUGAUAUUGUAAAAAUUAAUUAAAGUAGUGAUUCAAAUUUAAACGAAUUAUAGAAUUAUAUAAAAAAAGGGAUAGUUUUAAUAGCUUUGUAUAUGUGUAAAUAUAUGUGCAUAAUAAUAUUUAUUGCUGCUAUGAAAAAAUCAAAAGCAAAACGGGACAAUUUUAAUUAAGCGCCAAGCUUAUAUAAUCAACAAUUAAAACCUAAAACCUUUCUACUGUAGACAAUUAAACAUUAAAUUUGUACAUAUUAAUAUAUGUAUGUACAAAAGAGGACUUGCUUUAUGAACAACCAAACAAAUUUAAUUGAAAUGCAAAGAAAAAUAUAAAAAUUUCUAUAUUCUGUGUUGAUGAGCAUAUAUUAAGGUUAACUAAUAUCAUAUGGGAAACCUCAUAGCCUUAUUAUUUAUACCCGGUACUCAAAGAGGACAAUGGACCCGUUUUUUUUCAUACAAUGGCUCCACGUCCUCGCACCGCCCAGUCCUUGGAUAGCAGACGUUCCCGAGGUAUUCAAUCCUACCGCUGCCGAGUCUGCCGGGGAAUCCAUCCUCUUCGGAAGUGCAAGAGGUUCCGAAAGCUGAGCGCCGAGAAGCGCCUCCGAGCAGUACUUAUUAAUAAGUACUGCUCAAAUUGCCUCGCCCACCAACAUUCCGAGGGGACCUGCCGCAGCCAGGACGGCUGCAAGAAGUGUGGAGGGAACCACCACACCCUGCUUCAUAUGCACGAGGAGCCGUCUCCACCCCACCCGUCGCGCAAUCCGCACCAAUCCGCCAGGUCGCAUCCCCGCUGUUACGCCGGGUCCGUCUCCCGCUCGUCGUCGCCAAACCGGGUCGCCAUUGAGCGUCCACGUCCGGAGGUCUCCGCUACGGCGCAGAUGUGUUUGCGAAACUAAUCCAACCGGGGUUCCUGAAACUCGAGGAUGGUUUGCCUGUCGCUCAGAGCACCGUGUUCGGAUGGACCGUUUCCGGAGCCGUUCUGGAACACUAAAGCUGAUCCUGGUUCCUUUUGCUAGCGCAAGGGGGGGAGAAUGUUCACGCCAGAAGGGCGUGAAGUUCUGAGCGGCAGAGUAAGCGGCGAGCGCUUGCGCUCAAGCUUGUGCUCCCGCUCACUGUGUCCUCCGCUCUUCCCGUCUCCCUCUCUUUCGCUAUUCUCCAGCAGCGAACUCACCACUCCGCGGUCCCUGCAGCCCGUUCUCCAUAUAGUUAAGUUAGUCGUAAUAUUGAAGUGAAGCGAAUAAAAUUGAAUUGAAGGAAGCUACCCCCCUCUCGCCUACUAAUUGGGAAAAUUGUGGGACUUAGCAGCCAG
Messenger RNA from Drosophila kikkawai, 1555 nucleotides. Lineage: Eukaryota; Metazoa; Arthropoda; Insecta; Diptera; Drosophilidae. The record is from RefSeq and is a predicted model, not a curated record.